Rattus rattus (black rat) is the source of this 1733-nucleotide messenger RNA. RefSeq names its product lysophosphatidic acid receptor 5 (gene Lpar5). Gene Ontology annotation, molecular function: G protein-coupled receptor activity. Gene Ontology annotation, biological process: behavioral response to pain; G protein-coupled receptor signaling pathway. Gene Ontology annotation, cellular component: membrane. The record is from RefSeq and is a predicted model, not a curated record. The coding region runs from base 510 to 1667 and encodes 385 amino acids. The transcript has 3 exons. Lineage: Eukaryota; Metazoa; Chordata; Mammalia; Rodentia; Muridae.
CCAGCAUUUAGAACUUUCGUCUCUGGCCUGAGUGUGAAGGUAUCUGUGGUCAAGGCUUUUCUCAUCUUUGAUUCUGUGGGGUUGGGUGAGUGCAGGAGCUGGGAAGGAUGUGCCGAGCUCUGUGAGGUGGGUGUGUCAGGCCCGCCCAGGAGCAGGUCCUACCAGCGAAGCUCAGCCCAGCCCAGAGUGUCAGCGGAAGCAGGCUUGGGGCAGCGGCAGAGGAAGAGCAACCAAGCACAGGGCCAGGUCCUGUUCUGGAAGACACAGAGCUGAUCUGAGUAAAACUGGCUAAAGAGCUUACUGGUAAAGAUACCUUACUCGGGCUACCAAGGUCUCCACUUCUGAAGAAGUUGCACCACCACGGGCUUCCAGCCUUGGCCAGUCAUCUGCCCCCGAGGUCACAGACCACACGCCCAUGUCUUGCCUCUGCUUGCCUGGGGACAGACUCUGUAUAGCCACCAGGCUACCACCCUGGAGGUGAAAGUCAUGCUCUGACCUUGGUGUUCCCUAUGAUGCCUCAGACUAGUUUCUCUUCCCACCUGGACGCCAUGUUUGCCAAUUCUUCAGGCAACACCUCUUCUACCGACAGCUCUGUGCCCCAGUGCCGUGACUAUCGGAGUACACAUCGUUUGCAUAUGGUGGUCUACAGCUUGGUGUUGGCGACCGGUCUUCCUCUCAAUGCUCUGGCUCUCUGGGUCUUCCUGCGUGUACUGCGCGUACACUCGGUGGUGAGCGUGUACAUGUGCAACCUGGCAGCCAGCGACUUGCUCUUCACCCUGUCACUUCCCCUGCGCCUCUCCUACUAUGCACGGCACCACUGGCCCUUCCCAGACUUCCUGUGCCAGACGUCGGGCGCCAUCUUCCAGAUGAACAUGUACGGCAGCUGUAUCUUUCUGAUGCUCAUCAACGUGGACCGCUAUGCGGCCAUCGUGCAUCCGCUGAGACUGCGCCAUCUGCGGCGGCCCCUGGUGGCGCGGCGGCUCUGCCUGGGCGUGUGGGCUCUCAUCCUGCUGUUCGCUGUGCCCGCCGCCCGCGUGCACAGCCCGACCACCUGCAAGUACGAGAACGUCACCCUGAGCCUGUGCUUCGAGAGCUUCAGCGAUGAACUGUGGAAGGGCAGGCUGCUGCCACUCCUGCUGCUGGCCGAGACCCUGGGCUUUCUGCUGCCCCUGGCGGCUGUUGUCUAUUCGUCCGGCAGGGUCUUCUGGACACUGGCGAGGCCCGACGCCACUCAGAGCCACCGGCGACAGAAGACCGUGCGCCUCCUACUGGCCAACCUCAUCAUCUUCCUGCUGUGCUUCGUGCCCUACAACUCCACGCUGGCAGUUUAUGGGUUGCUGCGGGCCAACCUGGUGAAGAACAGCCUUCAGGCCCGCGAUCAGGUGCGCGGAGUGCUGAUGAUAAUGGUGCUGCUGGCCGGCGCCAACUGCGUGCUGGAUCCGCUGGUUUACUACUUCAGCGCCGAGGGUUUUCGUAACACUCUUCGCAACCUGGGCACCCCGUUUCAUACCAGGCCUUUGCCUACCAAUGGGGCUAGAGGGGAGCUCACCGAACCACCCUCAGAAAGCACCCAAAACACUGGGCAGGAUGCCACCAGCCAGAGGCUACUUCAACCUGCCAAUCUGGGUACACGCACGGACAACGGCCCCCAAGAUUCAGCCCUCUGAAAGGACACAGCCAUAGUGUUUACAGUUUUGUGCCUCCCUCAAAAGCUUAGGUGGUAACUUUUGAAG